AUGAAUAUUCUAACUUCAUAAAUAGAUAAAUAAAAACCUGACAUACAAGAAAUGGUUUGUUAAACUCAUAAACUUUAAAUUAUUGCUAUAGAUCUAGACAUCUCAGAAAAAGGUUAAUUUAACUACUUGUGCUGUAAUUGUUUAGUAGAGAAAAUGAAUAAUAACAAAAUAUCAACUAUUUAAGAAAUAAAUGAUAGAAUUUUGUCUCUAAAAUCUUAAAAAAAGGAAAAAAAAAUAAAAGAGAUCUAAAUGAGGUUAGAUUACUUCAAAAAUAUACUAGAUUAGAUUAUGAAUUUUAAAAUGACUGUAGAUAACUCUUUGGAAAAGUAAUAUAGUUAAAUAAAGGCUCAAAUUCAUACAAUUUAAAAAGAAGAAUAAUCGUAAUUAGAAAGCUUUUAAAUCUAGCACAACUUUUAAGAGGAUCUUCAAUCAUUAUCUGAAUUUCUUUCAGCAGAUUCCCAAGAUAAAUAAUUUGAAUUUUCAUCAGAUGACUAAUUUAUUGAUGAAGUUUUUAAACAAUUUGAACUCCUAUUUAAUAAUUCUGAAUACUUCUAAACGAUUGACGCUAUUAAAGAUGCCAAAUAAAAAAUCAUAGACGUAUAGGAAAAUAUUUAAAUUGAAUUGCUCCAAAAAAAUAAUAAUAAUUAAGUAAAAUUUAUACUAUAUUUUUAGAAAACGCCUAGUUUAAACAAAGUUUGUGCAACCCAUAAUAAGGAAAUUAUAAUGAUUGAUAUAGAUACAAAGAAUAAAAAUGUAGAAGAUAGAUUUGUGUGUGUUGAUUGCAUUAGUGAUCAUCCUCAUUGUUAAUAUAGAACAAUCGAAAAAGUAAAUUAAGAAUGGAGAAAUUCUAAAUAACAAUAAGAUUAAAUUUUAAAUGAUCUCCAGUUAAAGAGGAAAAAAAAAUAAGAAAAAUUGAAUUAAUAAAUUGCAUUGAUGUGAAAAAAUUACAAUUAAUAACUUAAUGAAAUUAGUGAAAAGCUAAUUACAGAAUUUUCUAUACCAAUAACUAAAACAGUUGAUAAUUGUAAAUAUAAAUAAACCUCUAUUGAAGGAUUAAACCAAAAUGAACUAAAUUCAAACCUUACCUAAUUGAUUCAGUCUCAUAAAGAAGAUAUACUUUUAGAUUCAAAAAUUGAAUAUAUGAAAUCUAAGGACUCUUUAUUUUCAAAAGAGAUUGAGAACAAAUUUGAGCACUUAAAAUAGCAUAAUUAAUUAGAAAUUUAAGAAUCCUUAAAUAUUUUACAAGACGAAAAUAGUAUGCAAGUAAUUACAUUAUUAGUAUAAUAAAUUCAAGGAUGCACAAAAGGAAAUCAAGAAUAAUUGAUAGUAAAACAAGAAUUAGAAGAAAUAUUAAAUUCUUCUAAGCAAAUUUAUUUUUGGAAGGGGUUAUUUAAUCAAACAAUUCAAAAAUUUUAAGAACACCUUGCAAAAAUCAAUAAUACUAAAGAUAUUAUGAAAUAAAUUCCAGAUCAUUAAAAUCUUACUAGCCUUUAAUAAUGGCUUCAAAAUUAUUCUGAUAAAUUUUAAAAAGUUUUUCAUUAAAUGAAGAAAUUUUGCGAAAUUCAAAAUUUAGAAAAAAAGUACCAUAAUUUACAUUUAGACUAUGAGUAAUUAGAAUACGAAAGCAAUAAGAUGAUUUAAGAUUAGAACAAAAAUAUAGAUUAGCUUAAAGAAUUUGAAAAGGACAUUUAAUUAAAACUAAAAAUGUAAGCUGAUGACAAUCAAUUUUUAAAUAAUCAGCUGAUAGAAGAAUAAAAUAAAUAUGAAAACCAAUUAAAAGAGGAAUAAAUCAAAAAUUAGAACUAAAUUUAAGAACUAACUCAAAAGAUCAACGAUAAGGAUAGUAUAAUUCAUCAAGUUACAAAGAAUUAGAUCUUAGAAUAUAAAUGUUUAAACCAAUAAUAAAUCUAAAACCAAAAUUGUUAAAAGAGGAAUUUUGGUUUCGUAUAUUUUUUGUUUUGUAAGAGAAAUUUAAGAAAACAAUAACAGCAUCAAAUGAAAUAAAAUUGA
Messenger RNA from Paramecium octaurelia, 2010 nucleotides. Lineage: Eukaryota; Ciliophora; Oligohymenophorea; Peniculida; Parameciidae. The record is from the annotation of a GenBank genome assembly.